AUGCUGACCGAAUUCGACGAAACAUGUGGAUGCAUCGGUCUUCAGCUGAAUCCACAAAAGACGAUGCUCAUGCGGAACGGAUGGAUCUCGGUUGCCCCAUUCACGCUCAACGGAACGAACAUAUCCGAAUGCACCAGCUACGUUUAUCUGGGUCGGGAACUGAACAUGAUGAACGACCUGACCCCCGAGCUGGGCAGGAGGAGACGAGCGGAUUGGGGAGCGUACAAGAGCAUCGAGGAUGUAGUGAAGAAGACCAGGAACACCCGGCUCCGUGCUUGCCUCUUCAACACCACCGUACUUCCUGCUUUGACCUAUGCUUCGGAGACCUGGGCAUUUCGCAAGCAGGAAGAAAACGCGGUGAGCGUCAUUGAACAAUUGAGAGAGUGA
Necator americanus (New World hookworm) is the source of this 387-nucleotide messenger RNA. RefSeq lists its product as uncharacterized. NCBI's taxonomy places the organism in Eukaryota, Metazoa, Nematoda, Chromadorea, Rhabditida, Ancylostomatidae. Bases 1 to 387 code for a protein of 128 amino acids. The transcript has a single exon. The record is from RefSeq and is a predicted model, not a curated record.